This is a messenger RNA of Oryctolagus cuniculus (rabbit), 2190 nucleotides long. The record is from RefSeq and is a predicted model, not a curated record. NCBI's taxonomy places the organism in Eukaryota, Metazoa, Chordata, Mammalia, Lagomorpha, Leporidae.
UCUCUGUGUAACUCUGGCUUUCAAAUAAAUAAAUAAAUCUUUUAAAAAGAUGGGUUUAUUUAGCUCACAGUUUCCAAAGCUGAAAAUCUAAGAUCAGGUGGCCCCAUCUGUUGGCCUCUGGUGAGGGCAUGUUGCGUCACAACAUGGCAAAUGACAUCAUGGCAAGAGCACCUGGACAUGUGACAGAUGGGAUGGCAAGACCAGAAGCUGGAGAGCGGGGAGGGCCAGUCUUGCUCUUCACUAACAACCUACUCUCACAGGAAGGAGGUCUCAUGAGAGCGCCGUCCCUUCUGGGGGGGCCUCACUCUAGGCCCCGCCUCUUAAAGUUUCCACCACCUCUUAACAUUGAUUCCCUGAGGACCAAGCUUCUAGCGCAUGAACCUCUAGGCGACAAACCACAUCCCAAACCAUAGAGCCUGUAGUGAAGCCAACCUCACAGGGGCAGGACCUCCCAGCCCCCAGCACACGUGCAUGCGCCCGUGUGUGUGUGUGUGUGUGUGUGUGUGUCUGGGAGGCAGGGGUUGCUACUGGAAGUCAUUGGAAGCAGCCAGAGCCCCCAGUCCUCAGCCUCUAUGAUGUCACAAUCAGAUUUCUUUCCUUCUAUCCUGGACUGUUACUUCCGAGGCUGUUGUGGUCAUGGGGCUCUGGAAACCAGCAGGGAGAAGGGAGCUUGGUGGCUCUGAUCUCCCCUGGGGACACAGGACAGCCAGGCAUGCCGCUGUUAAAGGAUGCCACGCCCAUGGUAAAGGAGCUGCGGCCCCCGCCGCCGGUCCCCCUUUGCUGGUUCCUCCCGAGCCUAUUUGCUGCCUUCAACGUGGUGCUGCUCGUCAUUUUCAGUGGUCUCUUCUUUGCAUUCCCGUGGCUGGCUCAGCACGGGAACUGGGCCUUCCCCACCGUCACAGGCCUCCUCUUUGCCCUUACCUUCUUCAGUCUCGUUACACUCAACUUCUCAGACCCUGGUAUCUUACAUCGAGGCUCCGGCGAGCAGAGCCCCAUGACGGUGCACGUGGUGUGGGUGAACCACAGAGCCUUCCGCCUGCAGUGGUGCCCAAAGUGCUGCUUCCACCGCCCGCCCCGGACCUACCACUGCCCCUGGUGCAACAUCUGUGUGGAGGACUUCGACCAUCACUGCAAGUGGGUCAAUAACUGCGUCGGUAACCGCAACUUCCGCUUCUUCAUGCUGCUGGUGCUGUCCCUGUGCCUCUACUCGGGCUCCCUGCUGGUCACCUGCCUGCUCUUCUUGCUGCGCACCAGCCACCUGCCCUUCUGCAUUGACAAGGCCAUGGCCAUCCUAGUGGCUGUGCCCGCCGCGGGCUUCCUGGUGCUGCACUUCCUGCUGCUAACGAUCCAGGUCCUGUCGGUGAGCGCGGCCGAGCGCUCCUACGAGGGCAAGUGCAGAUACCUUCAGGGAUACAACCCCUUUGACCAGGGCUGUGUCAGCAACUGGUAUUUAGCAAUUUGUGCACCGCUGGGACCCAAGUACAUGGCUGAAGCUGUCUGGCUGCAGAGAGUGGUGGGGCCCGAGUGGGUGCCGGUGCACUUCCCGACAUGCCCCUCCACCCACAGCCCUUCGGUCCUCCCUGGCCUCCAGCCCCGACCCUCCUGCUGCCACAAACCAGGGCAGGGCCCUCCGGGGAGUGGAGAGGCCGCAGCUGUCCAGGAGCUCCACCCCGGCCCGGUGCUGCCCCCGCUACGGGAAGCCCCCAGGCGAGGUGAGGCCCCUCAUUCGCCCCUCCGCACCCGGCGAUGCCAGGAGCACCUGCGUCUCAACAUCACCUCCUGAGGCUCUCCGUGCCCCGCCCUUGCCCCUCCCCGCACCUAUUAAAGUCCCUGAGGCUGCCUCCUCCAGCUGGCUGCCUGGCUGUGCCUCUUUGCUGCGUGCGGGGGAGCGGGAUCGGAGGGGUUGGGGCAAGGGCCUCCUGGGAAGGAAGGGACGGGAUCCGUGAGAACCCGAGUCCAGACCCCGAUACUGCCUGGCUAUGUGACCUGCGGCACGAGCUGAACAUUCUCCCGUCCUUAAACUAGGGCAGCGGUAACAGCCUCUCGGGCAGGUGCGGCGCUCCUCCCAGUGGGGGCUGCAGAUGGGAGAGAAAAGCCACCGAGUCGCCCUGCCGCGUCCCUCUCUGCCUGCAGGGGGCGCCAGGUGUCCAGGAAUUCGCGAGCGGGGCCCAGGGCCGCAGCGUAGCUCCG